CUUCAUUCGGACACAGAAAGUGCAUUAGAGAAAUGGGCUUUCCACUGGCACUACCAAGCCGCUGCCAUCCUCCUCCCUUGGCCUCUCAUGGACUCCGUUCAAGCUCCAUUGAUUCUCCCAAGCUCGUUUUACGCAAGAGAUGUCUAUGUGAAUCUCGAAGAAGCUUAAAAGUUGUGGCUUACUAUGGUUUGACAACUCCUCCAUAUGAAUUUGAUGCUUUGGAACCAUAUAUGAGCAAGAGGACAUUGGAAGUGCAUUGGGGAAAACAUCACAGAGAAUAUGUAGAGGGCCUAAAUAAGCAGUUAGCCAAUAGUCCAGUAUUAUAUGGCUACACCCUGGAGGAACUGAUUAGAGCAACAUACAAUAAUGGAAAUCCAUUACCAGAGUUUAAUAAUGCUGCUCAGGUAUGGAACCAUGACUUCUUUUGGGAAUCAAUGCAACCUGGUGGAGGCAAAAUGCCUUCAGGAGGUUUGCUCGAGCAGAUUGUGAAGGAUUUUGGUUCGUAUGAUAAAUUUAGAGAUGAGUUUGUUGAGUCCGCCAAUUCGAUAUUUGGAUCUGGUUGGGUGUGGCUUGUCUUGAAGCCUGAGGAGAAGAAGCUUUCAAUAGUAAGAACAUCAAAUGCUGUCUGUCCACUUGUUUGGCGUGAUUUUCCAAUCACCGGUCUUGACUUGUGGGAGCAUGCAUAUUAUCUUGACUACAAGGAUGAUCAAGAAGAUUAUGUAAACACUUUCAUGAACCACCUGGUUUCCUGGCAUGCGGCCACUGCUCGCAUCCUACGUGCUCAAGCUUUUGUUAAUCUUGGAGAGCCAAAGAUUCCAGUGGCUUGAAAUGAUUCAAAACUUUUUUGUUUGUGAGAAUGUUUAGAUAGUCUGCCACUUAGCCAACUAAUGCUUCAGCAGGGAGUUUUCUUUUGUUAGUAUUAACUUUAUUGUAACAUUUCAAAACAGAGGCUUGAGAUGAGAUAUAAAAAAUGCACCGUGACGUUCUUUCUGCA
This is a messenger RNA of Dioscorea cayenensis subsp. rotundata (Guinea yam), 994 nucleotides long. Its product is annotated as superoxide dismutase [Fe] 3, chloroplastic. Gene Ontology annotation, biological process: superoxide metabolic process. Gene Ontology annotation, molecular function: metal ion binding; superoxide dismutase activity. The transcript has 8 exons. Bases 33 to 827 code for a protein of 264 amino acids. The record is from RefSeq and is a predicted model, not a curated record. Gene Ontology annotation, cellular component: chloroplast nucleoid. Lineage: Eukaryota; Viridiplantae; Streptophyta; Magnoliopsida; Dioscoreales; Dioscoreaceae.